AUGGCAUUAUUGUUGUGUAUAUCAUUAGGCAUAUGUUUGGGUCUAAGUGCCGGUGCCACUGUCGAUGUAAAGACCACAUCGGGUACAAUGAGGGGGCAGACCCUCGACGUGUUGGGCAAAAAGGUCGACACAUUUAUCGGCAUUCCGUACGCCGAGCCACCAGUCGGUGCGCUCCGGUUCGCGCGGACUAAGCCGUUAGCCAAACCGCUUCCGGAUGUAUUUGACGCCACCCAUAGACACGGCCAGCUAUCGUGUUUCGGUGGGGACGGGCCCGCUGGUGAGGACUGUCUCAAUCUGAACAUAUGGGCGCCCCAUAACUCCACUGGUUUAGUACCGGUUAUGUUUUGGAUAUACGGUGGGGGUCUAAGAGGAGGCUCCAUAUACAAUGGUUUGUACGACGGAAAGGCCUUUCCCACCGAUGGGGUAGUGUUUGUUGCUGUAAACUACCGGUUGGGACCGUUAGGCUUUCUGUAUGGCGGGCCCGGUAGUGAUGCACCC
Messenger RNA from Oppiella nova, 498 nucleotides. The record is from the annotation of a GenBank genome assembly. NCBI's taxonomy places the organism in Eukaryota, Metazoa, Arthropoda, Arachnida, Sarcoptiformes, Oppiidae.